AUGACCCCACAGGUUCAUCAAAGGUGCGAGUUGCAGACAAAACUGGUGCUAUUCGUAGCCAUUGUCUGCACUGUAGCCGUCGGCCAGAUUGCCGGGUACUAUGGCAGACCAACAUCUCGUCUUGAAGAAGUUAUCAAUAAAGCUGCUUGGCUGUUCAACAACGAGGAGAAUCUUAUGAAGCAUCGAUUCAACAAAGGUAUAGACAAGUUAGUACCAGACUUCGAAACUGCAGAACCCGGCAUAUUGGAGGCGGUGAAUCGCCCCCUAGACAACAUCACAGAGAGUCUUGGGCAUCCAAGUCGUGUCAUCAACUGGAUAAAAGCUGUGGCCAGGCAGAGGAACGUUCAGGCUAGUAUUAGCACGAUCUUGUCGACAGAUCUGGCUAGACGACUGUCACUGACAUGUCCAUUCAUCAAGCCCACUGACUGCAGUGUGAAGGAGAGGUACCGGCGUGUGGACGGGAGCUGCAAUAACCUAGCCCAGCCUCUGUGGGGAGCUGGUUUCACGCCAAUGGCCCGCCAGCUGCCAGCUCAGUAUGAAACAGGUGUUAUUAAUGGAAUAAUGAGGAAGGACAUGCCCCGAUCAAAGGGUGUAAAUGGCGGGCCACUGCCGAGCGCACGAGUUAUUAGUAACAACGUCCACGAAUCCUCCAAUCGUCUGCCCGAGAACGCCGUUACAAUGGCUUUCGUGUUCUUCGGCCAGCAGACGGCACAUGACGUCACCGACACGGCUUUUGAGAGAGGUGAACGAGAACAGUUGAACAUGGUGUCUUCUUUCAUCGACGCUAGUAACAUGUAUGGCCACACAGAAGAGGUGCUGACAGAACUACGCGGAGAGGAAGGACAACUGGAGUCUUCGGAACCAGAUCAGUUGCCUCUUCAAAUGCAUCCUAACAGGAAAGCAUCUGAAAAAGGUUUUAACUUUCUGAAUGCUGGUGACGAGAGAGUGGGCGAGGUGACGGGUCUGACUGCAGUGACCACCGUCUGGCAAAGAGAACAUAACCGUAUAGCCAGACAGCUUGCCAAAUUUCCCAGGUUCGCCUCCAUGUCCAACAAAAAGGCCAGAAACGACGCGAUAUUCUACGAGACCAGGAAAUUAGUUAUCGCUAUUAAGCAACACAUUACGUACAACGAGUUUCUGCGGCUGACAGUGGGCCCUGAACGUAUGAACAAGUAUAAGAUAUCCCCCCUCACUAGUGGGUAUUUCACGGGCUACGAUUCUUCGGUCAACCCUACCCUGUCUAAUGUCAUGGUCGUGGCUGCUCACCGCUUCGGACACAGCCUAUUGCGAAGCGUUCUCUCGGUCCGGACGGAACAGUACACCUCCUCCAGCGAUGUGCUCUUGCUGAAGAACGUCUUCUGGCGACCCAGUAACUAUCUCAUGUAUGAAAACGGCUUCCAGAGAGGAGUGGUGACAGACCCUGCCGAGAUGUGUGAUCGUCACAUAAUUCCUGACGUUCGCAAUCAUCUGUUUGAAACAGCACACGGUAACGGCGAAGAUCUAGUGGCGCGGAACGUUGCGCGAGGUCGAGAUCAUGGCGUCCCGUCUUACAACGCCUACAGGACACUAAUGGGUCUGUCAAGUGCCUCUACCUUCACAACAAACUCAACCAAUGGCUUCCCGGACAUACCUUUUGAAGUGGUGCGCAAACUCCGGGAAAUCUACAGUUCUCCCGGUGACGUAGACGUGUUUACUGGUGGCAUCUCGGAGACGCCCGUUGGGGGAGGCGUCAUAGGACCUUUGUUCGCAGAACUUAUGGCACUGCAGUACGAGAAACUUCGAGUUGGCGACAGAUUUUGGUAUGAAAAUCAGGAGCAUGGCUUCUCACCCGCUCAGCUAGCCGAAAUCCGGAAGGUGACCAUGUCAAGGUUAAUGUGUGAUAACGUUGCGGGGGUCACACAAAUUCAGCCCAGGGCCUUCUUAAUACCGACCUCGUCCGGGGCUAAUGAUCGAGUGAGUUGUGAUCAGAUUCCUUCACUGGAUCUUUCCAAGUGGCAGUAA
Molecule: messenger RNA, 2001 nt
Organism: Liolophura sinensis
Lineage: Eukaryota; Metazoa; Mollusca; Polyplacophora; Chitonida; Chitonidae
Product: peroxidasin-like
Exons: 12
Coding region: 1-2001 (666 amino acids)
Biological process (GO): response to oxidative stress
Molecular function (GO): peroxidase activity; heme binding
Source: RefSeq, a predicted model, not a curated record